Suillus paluster is the source of this 3257-nucleotide messenger RNA. RefSeq lists its product as uncharacterized. The record is from RefSeq and is a predicted model, not a curated record. Bases 334 to 3162 code for a protein of 942 amino acids. The transcript has 16 exons. NCBI's taxonomy places the organism in Eukaryota, Fungi, Basidiomycota, Agaricomycetes, Boletales, Suillaceae.
AGACGAUCAGGUUUAUAAAGCCCAAUUCUUAUCACUCAGGAGGACGCACACAUAUAUAGCCAAACCGGUCAUAAUAAUAUUAACAUUGUGGCUGACUCAUAUAGCCCAGGCUGCCCAUCGUCCAAACGCUCCGCGGCCCAGCCGAAGACCUCCAUGGGUUGGCUUAUCGCGAUGCUGCACCUCACGCGCGUCAAUUGCUGUGAAUAUGAGGGCUGUACGACAGCAGAGAAGCCAUGGGAUGGGGUUAGUCUUCCUCAAACUUUACACACGAAACAAGCUUCAUGUGCGUAAAGGCUUUUAUAUUAUUAUAAGGCUUAUAAAAGCCUUUAUGCAAUGAUUAUCUCGGCGAUCUGGCCUUUUCGUCUCCCUUGCCCUCAUUCACGGUCGAUGGUGUCACGGUAUGAGUUUAUAAAAGGAUGUAUCUCCCGUCGUGCAUUAGCCCGUGUUCUCUCUACCUUUCUCUGCAUACUUUUUGUGACCAUUCAUCCAUUUUCCCAGCUGGGGGGGUCAUUGGCUUUCCUCGUGCUGAGCUUAAAAGAGCUCGUAUUCUCCGUCCAGGAGGAUUUGGCACAGCAGCUUGAAAUCACGGUUCUAAAUAUCACAGGUGCCUUGACUGGUAUUGGUAUAUCGACUUUCGCCAAAUAUCUUGCAACCCUUCCACGCCAGGGAUCGGUGACAUCGCGUCUCAUACCAGCUGUAUUCCUUGUGGCAAUCGGUUUUUUUGCUGGUUGGGCGAAAAGCCGUCUUCCUCGUCUCCAUCUGUCUGCGCGGAUAUCGUGCUUCAUAUCUGUAUUCCUGUUGACCGAAAAUAUCGGUAUACGCUCUGCUGUCCUCACGGACUCCGGCGGUUUUUUAUGGAUGACAUUGACAGCUGCGACUGUCUGCUUAUUUUCUAGCGUGCUGACCUUACAUUGGUCCUCGACUCACCUUAUUGAAGAAGUCGCGUCGACAUUGAGAAUUCUCCGCCAAUGCUUAUCCGUGUCCAUGGAUCAUCCAUUCACGUGUCCUUCCUCCCAGCAAAUCGCUGACCUGAAGGAUUUGCAUGUACAGCUGGUUCACCGGUCUGUGAUACUGAAUGAGAUGUACUAUCGGGCGGCCUUUGAGCUCCGUAUUGGGCGUGUUGGGGUCAAGUCCCUUAAGCCUCUGCUGGGCAUCAUUGAACACUUACGCCGCGAGUUAUCCUGGGGGAUGAUUCCUCGGCCAGUUCAAACCGACUGGUCCAGCAAAUCGCAACCUGCUUCAUCUCCUUCUUUCGAGGCUUCAUCAAUAGAGCUUGGUAAAAUUAUUAUGUCUUCAUUCAAAGCAGUCGAAGAUCUGGUGAUCGGCGUGUACACGCAUGCCUCCCUACGGCGAAAGUCAUUGCGUGCGGAGAGAGAUGCAGUUACCGCGGCUGCCAUUAAUCUCAAUCUCGCUUGGCACACUGCUAAAAGCGAGCUGCAUAACUUUAUUCAAACAUUGAGCGAAGAAUCGGGUUCCCCAUCUGGCUCCGUUCCUUCGCAUCUCCAUCAUCAGUGCCUGUUCGCGACGUCGUUGUUACAGAUGGCAUACGAUACGAGCCAUAUCCUGCAAGUGGCUCAGAACAUUGCUGUGCACCAUGAAGCUUCCCCACUUCGCUUCUGGCUUCCGCGAUUGACAUGGCAGUGGCUAGGUGUUGCACCCCGAACUUUCAUAAUGGAUGAGCAUGGGACACACAUAGCUCAUGAUGUUACCGAAGCAGAGACAACUCUAUCAGCCGAGGAAGUCCGACAAGGCAUAGCUUUUGUUGACCAACAGGAUGAGGAGAAGAGUCAAGAGGUUUCUUAUCCCCCUACCCUCAAAGAAAUUCCCACAGGCCCACAAUUAUCAUCAAAAUCCCUGCCACAAUGUUUGUUGUCGACACCGCGACGCCUUUGGAACCAUUCCGUCGUGCUUCAGCUUCGCCUACGAGCGUCAAAAAUCAUCCGAAAUACGCAACAUUCCAGUCAUUUGCGGCACGCGAUGAAGAAUGCCAUUGGUGUGGCCAUGCUAAGUUUUCCGGCUUUUCUUCCUUCCAACUCAGCAGGUUUUCAGUGGUUCUCGAGGAUCCAUGGCCAAUGGAUGAUUAUCAGCUACGUAUGGGUUCUUGAAACCAACACUGGAGCGACCUGGCGCGUCGGUUAUUUGCGUCUCUCGGGGACCAUUCUAGGAGCCAUCUAUGCUUAUAUUACAUGGGUUAUCUGCAAAAGGAAUUCUAUUGGCAUAGUGGUGAUGGUGACGUUCUUUGAUAUACCCAUAACAUGGCUUGUCACGAAAAGCAGUAUCCCGUCCUUGGGUGUCGUCGCGUCUAUUACCCUCCCUCCCGUUGUGUUAUCCCAAUACCUAAGUCCGGAUUCCAGCGUAUCCACACAAAACUUAGCUUGGAUGAGGGCUUCAACGAUUGCCUUGGGCAUCAUCACGGCAUUGGCAAUGAAUAGUCUCGUCUUUCCUCGUCACAGCCGGGUAUUGUUUCUGAAGCAGACUAGCAGGACAUUGAGUUUGAUCAGCCAGCUGUAUCUUCUCCUCGGACAGGGGAUGUUUCGGAACAUAUAUGCGUUCACGCCACACGACAAACAAGAGGCAAUGAAGCUGGAACUUCAAAUUCGUAACGCGCUUCACCGAUCUUCGUCGCUGCUUACUAUUAUAAACGACGAACUCAGUCUAGUGCCGAAACCAAUGCGCCACUACCGUGAAGUUGUUCUCAAGAUACAGAAGAUCCUCGACUUGAUGACUGGUCUUAGAAAGAUCCAGGAAAAUAUACCCCGCAAAGAGACUGUUGUAUCAGUCUUAAAAGAACGGAGGGAAUUUAUAUCUUGUGUCUGUCUCUCGCUGUUCGCGAGUGAACACGUCUUUCGAGCUCGACAACCUCUACCGCAGUUCCUUCCAUCUGCGAGACAAGCACUUGAGACGCUCGAAUCACAAAUAGAAGCCUCGAUGCGACGAGCCACUGACGAGGAUGAGUCGGUCAAGGGCAUCUCCCUGGCAUACUCAGUUGCAGAACGGGAGGUCAUGAGGGAUAUGGUUGGUACCAUAGAGGAGUUGUUGGAGUUGUGCCGCCAGCUUUUUGGUACAUCGGCGUGGCUGACCCGAACCUGGCCGGAAAUGAGUGUUCACAACGCUGAAGAGGGACCUGGAACACUCGGUGACGGAUGGUUUGGUACAGUGUGACACGUGUAAAGAAGGGUAUUUUAUUCGUCGUAUUUAGAAUUUUUACCGUGUAUGUAUGUGAUUUUAGGACAAUACUUCGUGUGUCGUGUUUUAAA